GAUUGGUUGAGAAAACAUGAUGGCGCUUCUUCUUCUCAAUUAAAAAUACAGCUCUAAAAGGUAUAUCUGUGGUCAAGGACACAAUAUUAGCACAAAUUUACUCAUUUCGUUUCAAUAAGCGUAUGUAGCUGUUAUUCGCCGACUGACUGGGUGAGAGUGUAUCGUGUUAACGGAGUUAUGUUGACGUGCUAACAUAACUGCUGCCAGACCGUUGGACGUUCCACGUAAAUAUCGUUCAAGCCAAGAUCAUGCCUGCAUUUCGCCAAGUCGGGGAGAAGCAGCUCCCAAACCCUGUACUGUGCAUGGCAUGGUCCCCCAAACGAGAUCUUAUUGCACUGGCCAACACGUCGGGCGAAUUGCUUCUGCAUCGUUUGGUCAGCUUUCAGAGAGUCUGGAGUCUUCCACCCAGUGAAUGUACUGGCAAGGAAAUCACCUCGCUGGCCUGGAGGCCAGAUGGCAAAAUACUUGCUUUCAGCCUUAAAGAUACUAAGCAAGUAGUACUGUGUGGCAUUGAGAAAGCCGAGAUCCUCCAUGUCUUUCCAUUACAAGGUUCAGUGACUUGCAUGCACUGGAUGGAAGUAACUGAAGAGAACAGUGCUUUGAGCUCCUUUUACAACUCAGAGGAUGAAUCCAAACACUUCCUUCCUAAGUUACCAACACUUCCCAAGAGCUACAGCACAACAUCAAAGCUUUUCAGUGAGGAAAAGUCUGAUGAGAUCAUGAAUCUGCUGGGAGAAGUCAGACUAAACAUACUUGUUCUAGGUGGAGAUGAGGGAUUUUUAGAGUUGUACGCUUAUGGGAUGUACAAGAUCGCCUCUGUAACUGUGGUGACAGGAACAAUUCGUAACUUGAGUUUGUCCACCGACCUUCACUCCCUGUCACUCAUCACUGAGGUCAAACAUGCCGAUCAGAGUGCUGAGGUCUGCCAUGUUCAGUUGGACACAAGUCUGCUGUCUGACUGCCUGCCAGAGGUCACAAGGAUGGCACGCAAGUUUACGCACAUAUCUACACUCCUACAGUACUUGCAUCUAUCGCUCACCUGCAUGUGCGAAGCCUGGGACGACAUUCUUACCCAGAUGGAUCUGCGUCUCACCACGUUUGUGCAGGAGAAAAAUACAAACUCUCAAGUACAGGAUGAAUUUCUGGAGCUUUUACUUUGGGGACAGUACAGUGUUGAACUUCAAAGUCUCCUGAUAAACCAGCUGACAGUCAAGGGGCUGAAGAAGCUUGGCCAGUCCAUUGAGUCAUCCUACUCCAGUAUCCAGAAGCUUGUGAUCAGUCAUCUGCAGAGUGGCUCCGAGGCCCUGCUCUACCAUCUCACUGAGGUUAAAGGCAUGGCCCUCUGGAGGCAAAAGUUUGAGCCUCUUGGUCUGGAGGCAGAAGCACUUGAAAGUGCAAUCUCAGCAGUUGGGUCCUUUUCCUUGAAAACGAAUGAGCUUCUACAGGUGAUUGACAAAAGCAUGAAAAACUUCAAAGCCUUUUUCAGAUGGUUGUAUGUAGCCAUGCUGAGAAUGAGUGAUGAGCAUGUACCAUCCGAACUCAACAAGAUGACCCAGAAGGACAUAUCGUUCGUGGCUGACUUCCUGUCUGAGCAUUUCAGUGAGAACGAAGAUCUCUUCGAUCGUAAAGGGAAAUACUUUAAUGUAGAAAGAGUUGGCCAGUACUUGAAGGAUGAAGAAGAGGAGCUGGUCUCUCCACCCAGCACUCAUGGUAACCAAUGGUUGAAGUUUUUACAGGAGAGCAAACACUUGAAGGACAGCCCGCUGCUGUUUCCAUCACACCCACAAAAAUCUCUGCAUUUUGUGAAAAGGAUGAUGGAAAAUGUGAUCGAGCUUUGUCUGCAGAAACCCUCAGAAGUCAUUGGGAGCUCUGUGAGGCAGGCUGAAGUACUGCCACUAUAUUCUUUACCUGAGAGUCCGGAAAACUCCCCUCAGCAUUGCAAACUCCCGUGCUUGUGGAAUGACAAGAAGGCCAAAAUGCACUAUGCUGUUUUCUGCAUGCCGGAUAUAUCGCCACGUAAAAUCUACAUCCUGCGUAAAGGAACAGAUCCAAACAGACACAUCUCCAACAGCGUCAUGUCCAUUGAUCUGAGCCACCAUCUUGACAGUGAAGACAGCGAUGAGGCUGAACCCCAGCCUAAUUGUGUUUACAGUUGCCUGGAUGCGUGUUUCUAUGACGACGAAAUGUUGACUGUCGUCCUCCAAAGGACGGAGGAGGAGAACAGGCGGGUCCUGGCCCAGAUUUCUCUUGCCUCCACCCUCAGCUCUGAAACUGGAUUCAGCUGGAAGCCCAAAACUCGUCUUGACCAGCAGGGCGGCGACAUACCUUGUCAGGGUUUGGUGCUUGGAAAUCAGUGGAGGGAAUUGGAAAAUAUGAAGGCCCAGUUUGUAGCCGUCAAUGGAAUCCGCAAAGUGGCAUGCAUUCUGAGCUCCAAUUUGAGGCACAUUCGUGUUUUUGAGAUGGAUGUUGAAGAUGAGGAAGACGAGGGAGCAGAGUCCCAUAAUGCCAGCACUGAUCAGGAUGGGUUUGAAACUUCCAUGACCUGCGAGGGGCAGGACAAUGGGGACAGUGAGGAGCAUAAAGGUGAAACUUCUCAGAGUACAGAACUGGAAGCGGAUGUGGCUGCGGAACUAUGAAAAAUAAAUUUUGGUUAGUGACAUUGUAUUUUUCUUAUCUUGGUUCCCUUUCUGGAUUUGCUCUUGCUGAAGAGAAAUUCCCUAGCAGAACAUUUAUGUCUAACCGAUGUCUCUCUUCAAACAUAAAUUGAGACAACAUCACUUCUGGAGAAUAA
This is a messenger RNA of Synchiropus splendidus (mandarinfish), 2791 nucleotides long. It is a transcript of the gene anapc4, whose product is annotated as anaphase promoting complex subunit 4. Gene Ontology annotation, molecular function: protein binding. Gene Ontology annotation, cellular component: anaphase-promoting complex; nuclear periphery. The record is from RefSeq and is a predicted model, not a curated record. The transcript has 28 exons. The coding region runs from base 249 to 2636 and encodes 795 amino acids. Lineage: Eukaryota; Metazoa; Chordata; Actinopteri; Syngnathiformes; Callionymidae. Gene Ontology annotation, biological process: protein K11-linked ubiquitination; anaphase-promoting complex-dependent catabolic process; positive regulation of mitotic metaphase/anaphase transition.